This is a messenger RNA of Homarus americanus (American lobster), 246 nucleotides long. RefSeq names its product ankyrin repeat, bromo and BTB domain-containing protein DDB_G0293800-like. Lineage: Eukaryota; Metazoa; Arthropoda; Malacostraca; Decapoda; Nephropidae. The annotation marks the transcript as partial. The transcript is spliced from 3 exons. The record is from RefSeq and is a predicted model, not a curated record.
CACUCAACUCACAAUCAACCUCCUCACUCAACCUCACAAUCAACCUCACACUCAACCUCACAAUCAACCCCCACAACCUCACAACCUCACAAUCAACCUCAAUCAACCUCUCACUCAACCUCUCACUCAACCUCACAAUCAACCUCCACUCAACCUCUCACCAACCUCACAAUCAACCUCUCCAAUCAACUCACACUCAACGAGAGAGAGAGAGAGAGAGAGAGAGAGAUAAACAGAGAGAGAGAG